This is a messenger RNA of Lepus europaeus (European hare), 1914 nucleotides long. RefSeq names its product family with sequence similarity 83 member F (gene SACK1F). NCBI's taxonomy places the organism in Eukaryota, Metazoa, Chordata, Mammalia, Lagomorpha, Leporidae. Bases 28 to 1533 code for a protein of 501 amino acids. The record is from RefSeq and is a predicted model, not a curated record. The transcript has 5 exons.
UCGCGGGGCCGCGAGGGCCGGGGCGCCAUGGCCGAGUCGCAGCUGAGCUGCCUGGACGAGGCGCACGUGAACGAGUGGCUGAGCGAGGCGCAGGCCGCCUUCUACUACUGCGAGCGGCGGCGGGCCGCGCUGGAGGCGCUGCUGGUCGGCGGCGAGCAGGCCUACCGCGACCGGGUCCGGCGGGAGCGGCUGCGGGACUUCCUCUCCAGCCGGGAGCGCCAGGCCCUGCGCGCCGCCUGGAGCCCCUACGAGGACCCCGCCGCCGCCGCCGCCGCCGCGGGCAGGAGCAAGGCCAAGGCCAGGGCCAAGGGCCCCGCGCAGGCCGCGGCCGAGCCCGACGAGUCCCUGGCCUACUGGCCCGACCGCUCGGACACCGAGGUGCCCCCGCUGGACCUGGGCUGGACCGAGAGCGUCUUCUACCGCGGCGUGAGCACUGUCACCCUCUUCACCCACCCCCCCAAGGAGGAGACGGCCCCGCACCUGAAGCAGGUGGUCAGACAGAUGAUACAGAAGGCGCACAAGGUCAUCGCUGUGGUCAUGGACCUGUUCACCGACUGCGACAUCUUCCAAGACGUCGUGGACGCCGCCUCGAAGCGCCGGGUCCCCGUGUACAUCAUCCUGGACGAGGCCGGAGUCCCGUGCUUCCUGGAGAUGUGCCAGGGCCUGGAACUCGCCGACUUCCGCAUCCGGAACAUCCGUGUCCGCUCUGUGACUGGCGUGGGCUUCUAUGCGCCCACAGGGAAGAUCAAGGGGGCCCUGUCAUCGAGGUUCCUGAUGGUGGAUGGUGACCAGGUAGCCACUGGAUCCUACAGCUUCACCUGGAGUUCCUCCUGCGUGGACAGGAACCUCCUCCUCCUCCUGACGGGGCAGAACGUGGAGCCCUUCGACGUGGAGUUCCGGGAGCUGUACGCCAUCUCCGAGGAGGUGGACCUGUACCGGCACCUGGGCCUGGCGGGAGGCGCCGGCAGACUGGGCCUCAAGUACUCCUCCACCGUGGCGCGCAAGCUCAUCAACCCCAAGUAUGCCCUGGUGGUGGGCAGCCGCCGACCGCCGGGAGAGAUGAUGCGUCGGGCCGUGCGGCAGCAGCAGGAGGCUGGCGGCCACCCCGCGGGGCAGGAGGAGGCCGGCGGAGGAGGCGAGUCGGCCUGGCGCCUGGAGAGCUUCCUCAACGACCUGGUGACGCUGGAGCAGGUGCUGCCCCCCGUGGAGCCCGUGCCCCUGGGAGAGCCGCGCCGGAUGGUCUCCCACAUACACGUGGACCUGAAGCCCCGAUCCCGGAACAGCAAGGGGGACGCUGCCAACGGGGAGGCCACUGUGGCCAAGGAGGGCAAGCGCUUCAGUGGCAGGCUUUUCAGCCAGCGGCCCAAGAGGCCUGCAGCACCCAACGGCACAGCCGGCUCCCUCUCCACCGAGACUCUCACCGACAGGGAGAUUCGGGCAGGGAAGAGGCCCAACGAGGGUUCCAACGGUGCUGACAUCUCAGGUAAAGCAAGCCCCAGUCCCUCCAAGUCGAGCAAUUGUGUGGUUUGCUGAGCUGCGGGACCUGAGGUUGCCGACCUGCCCUGUGUGGUGCUAUGCCGAGCCUGGGCCACACCCUGCGACUGUUUGCACUUCGGACCCCAGCUGGCCUCGGGGAGGGCCCCUGAGUCCCAAACCAGAGGACGGGAAGCAUCUCAGGAAGACCCCACGGCGCCUUGUUGACCCUGAGCUGUGCCUGCUCUCCCUUGUGCUGGCCCCUCCCCCACAGGCAGGCCCCAAGUGGGGUGAGGGCCAUGUCUUCACACCUUCACGGGAUGGGGUUUCUGGGGCAGCCCCCCCCCCUCCGGCUUCUGCUUCCCUAAGCUUCCUGGGGCUUCUGAUCCCCCCAGGAGGUUGGUGGAAUAAAAGGGAAGAGGCCGGACUGAGCUCCAGCCU